Messenger RNA from Caenorhabditis briggsae, 2667 nucleotides. The transcript has 3 exons. The record is from RefSeq and is a predicted model, not a curated record. NCBI's taxonomy places the organism in Eukaryota, Metazoa, Nematoda, Chromadorea, Rhabditida, Rhabditidae. Gene Ontology annotation, biological process: innate immune response. The coding region runs from base 1 to 2667 and encodes 888 amino acids. Gene Ontology annotation, cellular component: membrane raft.
AUGUCUUCUAUUUCUGUUGUUGAUAUGGAUUUGGUUCUUUCCUCAGUCAAUCUGAGGAAGCUUGUAAGCCGGUGCAUUCCGAAGGAGCUCAUCCCAACCAAUUGGAAAUGCAAGAAGGGCUACAUCUACUGGGACCUCAAGGAUCUUCUAAAACUGGCCGAGACCCAAUUAGGAAUGUUUGAGUCCGAUCAGGCUCUACUCGAAGCCCUCCUCAACUUCUUGAGAGUCCCCGGUUGUCCCAAUCUUCUGCAAUUCAACAUCGAUGAUUCUCUCAUGGCGCUGCCCGAGUAUCACAUGAGCCUCAAAGGAUCCGCCUUUAUUUACAAAUCGGACAUCUACGCUUUAACGUCUGCCAUCCCAUGUCCAUUCAUUGAUUGGAGACGUGUGGUGGUUCAAUCCGCAUUGAAUAAGUUCCGGAGAAAUAUGGAAAUUGUUACGUUUGGUUGCGAGAUGGUGGACUCUUCAAACGAUAUUCUUGAGAAGUUGGCUGAGCAAUUCGAUGGAAACUGUUGGGACGCUUCUCCUUGCUCGGAUUACGACACAAAAACAGAUUUCAAACACGCGGCAGCAGGCUUCAACAUUGCAGCACAAACCGCCGAAGAUAUGUAUGAGGUCGUGGAGAGAUACAUGGAGACGUUUCCGUUGGAAGAGAACAAGGCUGACUAUGGCCAUAUGUUUACGUGGAUCAUAUCUGCUGUCAGAUUCUUCUUGAAUUUCGUCGAGAAAAAUUUCCCAGUCACUGAAAAAGCAACCGUUCGACUAUUUGUCACUGGAAAGGAAAAUUAUGUGAUGGCCCAUGAACUGCUCCAAUCUCUGAAAAACAAGAAUUUGGAUGUGUCUGGAUUUGAAGAAGAGAUUCAGAGGAUGCCAGCACUGUCGACGCUUGAAUUCCGUGACGUUGCAAGAAAAGUGAAGAUUCAGGAUAUGAAGAAUACCGAGUUCAUCCGAAUCCAAAGCUCUACUCCAAGCCUAACAGCCAUCCCGAUUCCUUCCCCAGAUGGUGGCUACUGUGUUCGCGCCAGUGAUGCUCUUCAUGAACUUCUUGUCGAUAUGCUCCUUGCCAAAAAAGUGCUCCAGACCGUUGAAUCAGAAGCACAACUGGAGCAUUUGGAAAAGUACUUUGUUUCUGUUCAAAACUAUUUUGAUUCUGAUCGAGGAGUUUUCUUCAUCAGCCUGAACGAGCUGAAUGUAAUUAAAUCAAAGUGGGAGGAAUGUUAUGAAGCCAAUUUAAAGAAUUCCAAACAAGCUGAAAGUGUUAGAGCUGUCGGAAACGAAGGGUUCUCGUUGGAGGAUUUGGAAAAGGAACUAAAGUAUCUGGACCUGGAUAAAGUGUUCCCUGACAUCUACACAGUUGCCGAAUGGUCUUAUGAAUCUGUUCUCGACGUUAAACCUAAGGAAUCUCUCAACCAAACUGAUAUGACAUAUAUGAUCUACCAGUGCCAAGUAGCAUUUUUCCUCUACGGAUUUCCCUUCCUCUACAGAUUCCUGCACAGUCAAAAGAUUUGUACCAAAUGGGUAUCAUUUUUGGAUUGUCUGUUCUGCAAGAACGGUCAUGCGGAAUUGCCAAAAAGUUCGAAAAGAGUUCGGGAGGAAAAUCCAUCGGAAGAAGCUGAAUCUGAAGUUCCACGAAAGAAGAAACGAUCAAAGAAAGCGAAGAAGGCCAAGGAGACGGAGUCUUCAGAUCCGGAACCCACCUCCAGUCAUAAACUCGGGAGUCUAGAAGCCAAAGAAUCUCAAGCUUGCCCGAAAUGCUUUCGUGCGAGCCAUUUUGCUGAUGUUGCAAAUGAGAAGCUCAGAUUGUCUAAAGUCGAGUGCAAACAUCUGAAGAAGGACUUGGCAAAUGCAGAAUUAGAAGUCGAAGUUCUCAAACAGAAAGUGGCGGAUAAGGAUGAAAGAAUCAGAAUGCUAGAGGAACUACUGAAAUCUAAGGAUGAUAUCAUUGAGAAGCAAAACAUGGAUCUUCUGAAAAAUCAAGACACAAUCAUGAAUCUUGAGAUGGAAGUGGACUCCAAGGAUAAUAUUAUCGAAGAUCUCAAAAUAUCUCUUGCGGAGAAGGACCAAUCAUCGGAAGUCACAACCUUGGAGCCAACCAGAGGCGACGAGGAGACGGAGAAAGUCAGAGAUGUGCUCUUCAAACUUCUCGAGAUCCAAGCAACUCUUCAGAGUGGAAAUCCAAUCGGAAAAUGUAGAGAACUUGCUCAUCGAAUUUAUACGAAGGCUCAAAACAAAGAAAUCAAAGAUGCUACAGUAGUUGAAGCUGCCAGGUUUUGCAAGGCGGCUAAAAUUUACAGUCUAGCAGUUAACACGCAGCUAGAGAUGAUUCGUGGAAGCCAACUAGUCAAACCAGAUGAGAUUCCAGACCUUCCAAACUUCCCUGUUCUCUCCCAGGGAUUCUUGAAGGCUUACGAGGACAUCUACAAGUCUGAAGCUCCAAAAAUCUGCCAUUCCCUUCUGAAGACCCCGGAAGUCAGACCAGGAGAGCUCGCCGACACCGACUGUUUGAUCUGCAUUGAGGAAAUGGAUUCGGAGGAAGGAACCAUCAAAUGCGAGUGCUGUAAAAGAAGAUACCACGUGGAAUGUGCCAAGGAAUGGUUCAAAAUGAAGAGGACGUGCCCUGCAUGCAGUUCAGUGCUUCUGGAUGGAUCCGAGUUUCCACCAUUGGGAUAA